AUGUCGUCAAAAGAGGAGCAGAAACGGCAACGCCCCGUGCCCAAGUUCGGAUCCUUCCAGCCGAAACCCACACCCAAGCCCGAAGCAGGGCCCGCAUCGGGGGAGGCGCGGAAAUCUGUCAGAGACCGGCACGGGGACCCCGGUGGGGAAUCCAAAAGGGGGCAUGAUGGCCGUCACCGUGAGAGACGCCGUGAUUCUCGGAAUCGGGGAGAUGAACGUCGUCGGGAUCGUGAGAGGGACGGAGACAGAAGACGAAGUGGGAGCAGGGAUGGGGAUGGUGAGAAAGAACGGGACAGGCACCGUGAGAGAGACCGAGAUCGAGACAGGAAAAGGCCCAAAGACAGGGAGCAGCACCAUAGCUCAAGAGAGGAUUCGGUCCAGCCCAAGACUCUCAGCGACAACUUCUUCAUUGACAAAAAAGGCGACCCUCUCAUCCUUCGCUACAGCGGCAACGACCGCUCCAAGAUCCCAGCCUACCACCGCUCUGGCCAUGGCAAAAUCCUAGGGUCAAGAGGCCAUCUCAUCCUCCACCGUGACGGCCCCAGAGAUUUAUUUUCUCUCUCCUUCUCCCGCGAGGGUCUGGGUUCGGCCUUCAGGGACAAAGCCCUCCUCUCACAAAUCCGACGCGCCAAAUCUCGCCGGAUCAGGUCCUCCACCAAACCACCUCCCUCACCAACAGACCAGUUCAUCUCUUUGACACCCCCCUCCUCCAAAAAGCGAAAACGCGGCCGGGAAAGCCCCUCAUCAUCAGACCCGGAGGAUCAACAGGACCGAAAGCCAGACUACAGGUCUAUUUACGGCAAGGCCAAACCUCCCCCAUCAGACUCCGAGUCUGAGUCUUCAGAUUCGGAGACCUCAUCCCCAGAACAAGAGAAAAAAGAGCUUUCUUCUGCCAGAAAAGAAUCCGUCACCCUCACCCGCCACCUCCGCUCCUCACCCGCCGACAUCCCCUCCUGGCUCCGGCUGAUCUCCCUGCAAGACGCCCUCUUUGCCCAAGACGUUGGCCAUUCCCGUCCCCGGACAAGCAAUGAAACCAUCGCCCUUGCCGAGUUGAAGUUGUCGCUUUAUCAGGAAGCGCUUGCCCAUUUGCCAUCUCGAUCUGGUGGUGAAAAGGAGGUUCUGAUCCUAGGCAUGAUGACCACGGGGCUUAACAUAUGGGAUGACAAAACCGCUGCGAAAAAGUGGGAGAGUCUCCCGCAAAAGUAUGGCGUAGCACCGGACGGGAGCUUUGAGCUGUGGCGCGCGAGGGUGGGUUGGGAGAUGGGGAGGGUGGGGUCGUGUACGGUGGACAGGAUGAGGGAUGUGUUUGUUGAGAAGCUGGGGGGUUUGUCAAGGGGGUUGGUUGGGGUGGAGGAGGGGGAUGAAAGGGGGGAGGUGUGCCGGCAGAUUGUCUAUGUCUUUUUACGCCUGACAAAGCUGUUGUUCGAGGCUGGGUAUACCGAGCGGGCGGUGGCUUCUUGGCAGGCGUUGUUGGAGAUGACGUUUUGCCGGCCCGGCACGGCGACAUCGGCGGAGGGGUUUGAAGAGUUUUGGGAGAGUGAAGUUGCGAGGUUUGGGGAGGAGGGGGCGAGGGGGUGGAGGUGUUUUGUUGAGAGUGGGGGGGAUGAGUUGCCGCCUGAUCCAAGGUUUGAGGACAAAAGGGAUGGGGUUGAUGUUGAGGAUUAUAAAGAUCCGUACCAGCUCUGGGCGGCUGUGGAAACGAAGCGGGCUGCGAAGACGAGGAUGCCGGCGAGGACGCUGGAUGAGGGGGUUGAUGAGGAUCCGUUUAGGGUGGUGAUGUGGGGGGAUAUCAAGGACUUUGUCGUCUGGUUCCCGGCCGGGGUUUUGGACACUGCGAAGAAAUUGGUGGUGGAGGCGUUUGGGGUGUUUGUUGGGAUUCCCUCCGGUUGUGAGGAACCGUUUGUGAAGGACUGGCGGCGAGAUCCAUUCUUGGCUCCCAAAAGCCAGGCUUUCCGGCCUUGGGAGAGACGCGAGGGACAAAACACGGAGAGCGUGGAUGUUGUUCUGUCAAAACGCCCCCCUGAAUUCGCUCAACAAGGCGGUGACAUGGCCACCUCACCCGAGCUUCUCUUCACCAGGGAGGGCUGGUUCAAAUGCCUGGACUCCUGGGACAAAACCCACCCCCCUGAAGAAACCCAACUCGACCUCCCAUGGGUGCUAGCCACACUCGAACGACUAGUCACAGACCACCACCGUGAAGACCUAGCAGAAAUCUACCUCGCCACGGUCUGGCUCAACACCGACGCCAGAACCACCAAAAAGGUUGCCAAAACUCUGCUCAAGCAAUACACCACCAACACCCCCCUCUACAACGCCUACGCCUUGCUGGAGCACUCCAACAACAACCCGGAACUCGCUUUCAAAAUCCUCGACUCAGCCACCAACCUCCCCAACAGCCAGCUCCUGUUCAACACCCAAACCUGGCUCCACCUCCUCUCCUCCCGCAACGACCUCGCCCUGACGACCCUCUGCCGCUCAGUCGACCCCUCCGUCUCCUCUCCCCCCUCCCCAGCAACGCUCCUCAGAGCUCGGUCUCAAUUCUCCACCACCCUCGACUUUUCCCUUUCUUCCCUCUCCCUCCCCACCGCCGCCGCCCACGCGGAGAGUCUCCUCUUACUAGCCUACCUCUCCCCUUCCUCUCCUCCCAGUGAACCAACCUCGUCCUCCCAAGGCAACAUCUCAUCAGCCCUGGGUGCAAUCACAGAUAUAACCCAGAAAUUCACCUCCCGCUCUUUAGAAUCCACCCCCUGUUUGGAAAAGCUCCUGCAAACCGCCUGCAGGCUGUCACACCACCACUCCCAGACAGGGCCUUACCGCCCGGCGCUUUUUUGUUCAACUGUCCUCUCUCACCUGGAGCUCUUCCCUUCCAACACCAUCUUUCUCGAACUCCUAUCCUGGGCACAACCCCCUUUGUUGGUCAAGGAUCCAGUCAGGGAGCUUCUCCAAACCAUCGCCCUCCAACCUGGACAUGACUCCCUCAGCACCCGGCGGUUUGCCAUCAUGCAUGAAGUCCACAACGGGAGUGCCCACUCGGUUAAAAAAGCUUUUGAAUCUGCCAUCACGGGGAGCGGGAAAGGGAAUGGGGAGAUCUGGAGGGGUUUUGUUCGUUUCUGUGCGGGCAGGAAGGAGGGAAAAGGGGUGUUUUACCGGGGAGUGGAGGGGUGUUGUCUGGAUAAGGGGUUGUAUCUUGCUGCUUUUGAGGAGGGGAUGGUGACGGACAUGGACAGGUCAGGAGCUUAG
Molecule: messenger RNA, 3240 nt
Organism: Podospora anserina S mat+
Lineage: Eukaryota; Fungi; Ascomycota; Sordariomycetes; Sordariales; Podosporaceae
Exons: 1
Coding region: 1-3240 (1079 amino acids)
Biological process (GO): negative regulation of RNA catabolic process; regulatory ncRNA-mediated post-transcriptional gene silencing
Cellular component (GO): catalytic step 2 spliceosome
Source: RefSeq, a predicted model, not a curated record